AACUCACACAUUCGGUGUUUAGCGUUUGAACGGAGUGCAACGUGUGCGCGCGAGUGUAGUAGAUACAAAAAAUAAAAUAAGUUUGUUUUCUUUUUUAAGCAAAAAUCAAAAUAAAUAUAUAAAAAAUGUAUGAUAAAUACAAAUGAAAUUCAAUAAAAAAUAAACGUGUAUGUGUGUGUUUCUAAAACCUCUUUUUUCGCGACAACAGAUAAAAUUGUUGAAGAGCAUGAAAAGAAAUUAAAUAAAGAAAAUUGAUUGAAAAUAAAUGCAAAAUAAAAAAAGUUAAAUAAAUAUUUAACACUAAAGAUAACAACAAGAAAAAAAAGCUAAUUGUAAGAUAUUUAUUCUUAACAUCAAAAUAAAAAUAAGAAAAAUUGUUUACGAAAGUAUAUAAUUGUGAAAACGUUAAGUGAAACAAGUAAAAAGUGAAAGAAAGAUAUUGUUAAAAGAGAUAGAAAGAAAACUAAUUAAGAAUAUUAAUUAAUACAUUUAAAUAAAUAUAUAACAAUAUUUUGGAUAAAUCCGGUACUCUGGUUUACGCAAAAUUUCAAGUGAUAGUUUGUUGCAGCAUCAGACAACAACGUUGUAAAAUUUGAUUACAGCAGUGACAACAAGAACAUCCAGAAUAACAACAAAGUAAAUAUUAAAUACAAAAACAUAUUUAGUGCAUCUUUCUACUUCUCUUUUAUUUUUGUUGGAAAACUAAAAUAAAACAACAAACAAUUAUUGUACAACAACGUCUUUAAAAUACAUAACUUACAACAUAUUUUGAUAAAUCUGCCAACAUAAAGAAAGAAUACCAAUUAAAUAAUAACAAAUCAAAUGCAAACAUAACAUAAAUUAAAGAAAACUAUUAAAUAUCUUAAAAAAUAACGCUCUGCAAAAAAUUAUCAUUAAAUUAUUAAAAGAAAAACCAAAAAAAAAAAAAAUCUCACAUGUUUUUCAUCCGUAUUUGCUUUUAAGGUGGGGUUUGGUGUUUUAAAAUAAAUAAAUAUAAAAUAAUAAAAAAAUAAGUGCCAAUUAGCAAACCAAAACAAGUGUUAAAGUAAAAUUUUUUUCACAAAAAAAAAUGUUUUAAUUUUUUUUUAAUAAUUAUAAUCAAACAAAAACUUCCAACAACUGCCAGAGCUGUUUCUUAACUUUAAACAGCAAAAUUAGCUAUAAAUAACUAAAAAAGAAUUUUUCUUUAAAACCCCUCUGGUUCAAUAUUUGUUUCAAAAAUAGGCAAAAAAGUGCAAUUAUUUCAAAAUUUCUAUCUAAAUAGUCCACUGGUCAAAAUGGGCUUCUCGUCGGCCCUACAGGGCCGUGCUGCCCACGAGGCGUUAGUUGUACGACAAGAUGCUGAACUGCGUUUAAUGGAAAUUAUGAAACGUACCAUGCAACUGAAGGCGAAAAACGACAAAGAAUAUGCUAUCGGUUUGGCCGCGGUGGCACAGCAGGGUUUGAAAAUCGAUCGGGCUGAUGAAAUGCAAGGUAGUCUUAUAACAAAAUCCUGGCGCUCCUACAUGGAUGAAUUAGAUCAACAAGCUAAACAGUUUAAAUCCAAUGCCGAACAAAUCGAAGUGGUAUGUGAAAAAUUAGCCCACUUAUCGCAGGAUAAGCGUAAGGCAAGAAAAACAUAUCAAGAAGAACAUACAAAAAUAGCAGCCAGAUUAAAUCAUCUUACCGAUGAAGUGGUACGCAAAAAGUCCGAAUAUCAAAAGCAUCUUGAGGGCUAUAAAGCCUUGAGAACACGUUUCGAAGAACAUUAUAUAAAAGCCGGUCGUGGUGGUCGUAAAUUAGAUGAUGUUCGUGAUAAAUAUCAAAAAGCCUGCCGUAAAUUACACUUAACCCACAACGAAUAUGUACUCUCCAUAACAGAAGCCAUUGAAGUGGAAAAGGAUUUUCGUAAUAUAUUAUUGCCCGGCCUCUUGGAACAUCAACAAUCGGUACAGGAAAGUUUUAUAUUAUUAUGGAAGAAUAUUUUACAAGAAGCCAGCCAACAUGGUGAUUUAACAUCUGAUAAAUUUAAAGAAAUACAAAAACGUAUUGAUAAUGUGAUAAAUAGUAUAAAUCCCAGUGAAGAAUAUCGGGAAUUUACCGAAAAACAUAGAACCUCUCCCACCAGCCCUGUAGUAUUUCAAUUUGAUGAAUCUCUUAUCGAAGAUAUACCCGGUAAACUACAAUCCAGUACAUUGGCUGUUGAUAAUCUUACUGUGGAUUGGUUGCGCACCAAACAACUAGAACUGGAGUUAUCGGUUAAAGAUUGCCAAGAGAAACAAUUGAAAAUGAUAGAACAUGUUAAUGGUGGUUCACCGAUAAUUGCCAAUGGUACUAUAACCUCUAAUGGUUCCAUAACAAAUGGUAUACAAUCCUGCAAAGAAAAUCAAAAUCGCCAAUCCAAGGACUUAAAUGCCUUAAGAUGUCAAGAAAAACAGAAACAAAAAUUAGUUGAUAUGAUUAAAUUCGCCUUAAAUGAAGUUGGCUGUGAAGAACUGCCUUCGGGUUGUGAUGAUCAUUUGGAUCCUAAUUUUGAACAUGGCUUUAAUAAUGAUAAUCAUCAGAACUCCAAUACAACACCAUCCGUAAGUAUAAUUAAUGAACUAAGAAGACGUGGUGGCGUUUUAACUCUACUACGGGGACGACAUUUUAAACGUAAAUCAACACCACAACCUACAACACCGACUGCAGCUACCAGAGCCAAAAGGCUUAACAACAAAAUGAAACCCAGAUCACAGAGUUUGGGUUCAUUAUCGUUAUCUACGUCCACUAAUCGCCCCCUAUACGAAGAAGAAUGGUUCCAUGGUGUAUUACCACGCGAAGAAGUCGUACGUUUACUCAAUAACGAAGGUGAUUUCUUAGUACGCGAAACCAUACGCAACGAGGAAAGUCAAAUUGUUUUGAGUGUCUGCUGGAAUGGUCAUAAACAUUUUAUUGUCCAAACAACGGUCGAUGGACAUUUUCGUUUCGAAGGACCACCUUUUCCCAGUAUACAAGAAUUGAUUUUACAUCAAUAUCAAUCGGAAUUGCCAGUAACCGUUAAAUCGGGAGCCAUAUUAAGAAGGCCUAUAUGUCGAGAAAUUUGGGAAUUAAGUAAUGAUGAUGUGGUGUUAUUGGAAAAGAUUGGCAGAGGUAACUUUGGUGAUGUUUAUAAGGCCAAAUUAAAAUCAACCAAUUUAGAUGUUGCUGUCAAAACUUGUCGCAUGACUUUGCCCGACGAACAGAAACGUAAAUUUUUACAAGAAGGUCGCAUUUUAAAACAAUACGAUCAUCCCAAUAUUGUAAAACUAAUCGGUAUUUGUGUUCAAAAGCAGCCUAUUAUGAUUGUCAUGGAAUUGGUACCAGGUGGUUCUUUGUUAAAUUACUUGCGUAAAAAUUCAAAUAAUUUAACCACACGCCAGCAAAUGGGCAUGUGUCGUGAUGCAGCUGCUGGCAUGCGUUAUUUGGAAUCUAAAAAUUGCAUACAUCGAGAUUUAGCGGCACGCAACUGUUUGGUCGAUCUAGAAAGUUCUGUUAAAAUAUCCGAUUUUGGCAUGUCACGUGAAGAAGAAGAAUAUAUUGUAUCGGAUGGUAUGAAACAAAUUCCAGUUAAAUGGACAGCACCAGAAGCCUUAAACUUUGGCAAAUAUACAUCACUGUGUGAUGUUUGGUCUUAUGGAAUCUUAAUGUGGGAAAUAUUUUCCCGAGGUGAUACACCAUACUCGGGAAUGACAAAUUCCAAGGCUAGAGAAAAAAUUGAUGCAGGCUAUCGCAUGCCAGCUCCUUGCAAUACUCCGCCCGAAAUGUAUCGUUUAAUGCUAAAAUGCUGGACUGCCGAAGCUGAAUCUCGUCCACAUUUCGAUGAAAUUUAUAAUGUCGUCGAUGCACUGAUUUUACGUUUAGAUAAUAGUCAUUAAAAUUAUUAUUAUACUCAUCAUACCACAUCAUACCGUACACAUACUCCGUACCAACUCUCAAUUACAACUUCAACUAUAGCCUGUACAUUAUAAACAC
This is a messenger RNA of Lucilia cuprina (Australian sheep blowfly), 3972 nucleotides long. It is a transcript of the gene FER, whose product is annotated as tyrosine-protein kinase Fer. Gene Ontology annotation, molecular function: ATP binding; non-membrane spanning protein tyrosine kinase activity. The record is from RefSeq and is a predicted model, not a curated record. The transcript is spliced from 14 exons. Bases 1278 to 3875 code for a protein of 865 amino acids. Gene Ontology annotation, biological process: peptidyl-tyrosine phosphorylation. Lineage: Eukaryota; Metazoa; Arthropoda; Insecta; Diptera; Calliphoridae.